Molecule: messenger RNA, 3496 nt
Organism: Elgaria multicarinata webbii
Lineage: Eukaryota; Metazoa; Chordata; Lepidosauria; Squamata; Anguidae
Gene: HP1BP3
Product: heterochromatin protein 1 binding protein 3
Exons: 13
Coding region: 930-2612 (560 amino acids)
Biological process (GO): nucleosome assembly; heterochromatin organization
Cellular component (GO): nucleus; nucleosome; chromosome
Molecular function (GO): nucleosome binding; DNA binding
Source: RefSeq, a predicted model, not a curated record
GGGUCUCCCUGAUACAGACCAGCUCUCUAGCCAUUGUAUUGCAAGUGGAAGCACGGUCAUCCCUGCCUGAAUACUUGAGACCAAAUGUUAUUUGAACUCAGUGGCACUUGCUUCUGAGUAGGGCUGCUAUCAAAUGGGACCAAAUGCCUUCAGGACAGAGGUGCGGGUCCUUUCUUCUCCAGGGAAUGCAUCUCACCUGCUUCUUACGGAGCGGAGCGGAAGCUUUGACCUUCCAAGCCAUGUUGUUGAAAGCAAACCUUGUUAACCUGCAUUAAGCGCUUUGAGACGGGCAAAACGUAUCACGUGUGUACUCAGCGCAGUGUGUGUUGCGCGAUGGCCUCAAGGUAAGAAGUGAUUCAAGGAUGUGCGUGCCGUUGGAGGGACAGUUCUCUCUACAAAAGGGGCCUCUGGAACGCGAGCAAGACCAGAGAAUUCAUGGCGGUUUCUUCGUCCCACAGAAAUCUAUGCCAAGCGCUUUUAAGCACCACAUAAAUGCUUACUCUCAGGGUUAUCAGAAGGCAGAUCAGGCACGGUGAGACUUCCUUUAGACAAAAGUUGUUUCUUUUUUUAAAAGCAUGUAAGCUUUUGAAUCACACAGCACUCUUCUUCAGGAUGAAUGGGUCCUCUGCCCUCGUGAACUCCAGAGGCGAAGGCAUGCCUCAAGUCACCCAGAUCUCACCUUAUUCUCUCGUUGCAGAAAUAAGCAUCCAGAAAGUUUGCAAAAUAAGCCUGCCCAUUGGGAGCGCCUUAGAGGGCCGUAGAUGUAGAUGAAGCCUUUUUAUUAUGACUACUUUUUUCAGUUUUGCGUUUGUUCCUGCCAAGCGUCUUCUCACCCAGUCUUUUCUGCACUCCAGGUGGCCUCUGUUAGGAAGCCCUCCCCCUUGAGGGUAAACCCUGGGGCUCCCAAGUGGGGCUAGGCAUUAAUUUAAAUGGCGACCGAUCUGUCCGACGCGGAUCCCGCAGACCGUAAGGCGCUUCCACUCUUAACGGGAGCCCCCCCGGACAAGUUGAGUGAGGCGGGCGAAGACGGCAUCAUGCCAAUCCGCCGGGCGGUGAAUUCCUCUGCUCGGGAAACGCCUCCCAAAAGCAAGCCUGCGGAAAGCGAGGAGGCCAAGCCAGAUCCUGACGUCAGCUCGGAAGAAUCCGCUUCGACGGUCGAGGAGCAGGAGACGGAGACCCCCCCGGCCCCCUCCAACGAGGCGGAGGCCCCCAAGCCGCCUGAGCCCGAGGAGAAAGGGGAGGCGAAGCCUGCCGAGGAAGCCAAGAAGGAUGAGAAGGACCCGGCUAAAGAGAAGGAGAAGAAGGUCAAGAAGACCAUCCCCACCUGGGCCACCCUUUCAGCCAGCCAGCUAGCCAGAGCCCAGAAGCAGACGCAGAUGGCGGCUUCCUACCGCCCCAAGAUGGACGCCAUCUUGAUUGAGGCAAUCAAGGCCUGCUACCAGAAAGGGGGGGCCUCCGUGGUGGCCAUCCGGAAGUACAUCAUCAGCAAGUACCCUUCGCUGGAGCUGGAGCGGAGAGGCUACCUCCUCAAGCAGGCCCUCAAGCGCGAGCUGGAGCGGGGCCUCAUCCGCCAGGUGAAAGGAAAAGGCGCUUCUGGGAGCUUCGUGGUGGCCCCGAACUCAGGGAAAGCGGCCCCCAAGUCCAGGGACCGGAAGAGGAGUUCUUCUUCGGCCUCCGGUCCAGAGCAGCAGGUGAAGCUGCAGGACGUCCUGCCCCUGGCCUUCACCCGCCUUUGUGAGCCCAAGGAGGCCUCCUACAGCCUGAUCAAGAAAUACGUCUCCCAGUACUACCCCAAGCUGAAAGUGGACGUGAGACCCCAGUUGCUGAAGAAUGCCCUGCAGAGGGCGGUGGAGAAGGGCCAGCUGGAGCAGAUCACGGGCAAAGGAGCCUCCGGGACGUUCCAGCUGAAGAAAUCUGGGGAAAAGCCCCUGCUGGGCGGCAGCCUGAUGGAGGAUGCCAUCUUGUCAGCCAUUGCGGCCAUGAAUGAGCCCAAGACCUGCUCCACCACCGCUCUGAAGAAAUACGUCUUGGAGAAGCACCCGGGGACAAACUCCAGCCUCCAGGUCCACCUGCUCAAGCGAGCCCUGCAGAAAUGCGAGAAGUGCGGCUGGAUGGAGCAGAUCUCCGGCAAGGGCUUCAGCGGCACCUACCAGCUCUGCUUCCCCUACUACCCCAGCCCCGGCAUUCUGUUCCCGGAGAAACAGAAAGAGGAUUCAGAGGAAGAGGGGGAGGAGUCUGAGGACGAGGAGGAGGAGUCCUCUGAGGAGGAAGAGGAAUCCGAGGAGGAGGAGCCCCUUCCGAAGAAGAGGAUGCAGAAGCGGCCCCCGCCGAAAGCCCGGAGCCGGGCCCCACCGCUGGUGAAGCGACGGGAGGCGAAGCCCAAGCCCCGCAAGGCCCCCCUGGCGCGGCGCGGGAAAGCCAAGCCCCCUCCGAAGAAGGCCAGAGCCCCCCCCGCCAAGGCCCGGCCCAAGGCCCCCCCGCCCCGCGUGGCCGUCAAGGCCCUCUCCGGCAACAGCCCGGCCCCCAAGAAGCCGGCCCUGAGCGCCAAGAAAGACCUGAAGGCCAAGAAGAGCAAGGCCGCCAUGCGGAAGUCCCUGCGGACGAAGAAGUAGCUCCGCCGGAGUGGCCGGCCGGCCCCUGCCUCUGAGGAACACGCGCGUGCUUGUGUUUUAUAAGUACCCCCCCACCCUCACACACACACACACAUUCGUACCUUAGUUCUGAUGCUUAAAACAUUUCUCUCUCUCUCUCCCCCCUUUUCCCCCCUUUGUGAGCAGUGGGGGAAACCGGUGACCCCCUACCGUCCAAGCAUUUCAGUUAGAUCUAGGUCCCUGUUUCCUGUGCCUUCUGCCCCCUCCCCCUCUGCCUGACCCCCUUCUCUCCUCCCCCCCCCCCCCCCGGCAAAACCAAUCACCAGAAACGUAGGAGCGCUUUUCUUUCUUUCUUUCUUUUUAACGUAAUCUGUACAGGGUGCAUCUUGGCUUUGGAUUCUGGGCUUUUAAAACUGGUUGCAAAGAAGAUUUCUAUAUUUUUAGAAUGAGGAAGACAAAAACUGCUCUCUGAAGGCCCUGUGAGGGCUGCCUUGUGGAGCUCUUGCGGGCCAGCCGUUCCGCUGCGCGCUGGUCUCCUUCCCAGAAAAGAGGCAACGCCAAGCGUACCAGGGAGUGGGGCGCCCCCUCCCUCCCUCCCUCCCCCCCCAGACGCCUCCUUCAUUAUCUUAGUUAGGGUGUUCUGUUGUUUUAGCGUAGUUGUUCUCCGCGGUGUUUUUCCGUCCCCCCCGAAACCCAAGCUUACGUAAAAGUCUUCUUGAAUCCAGCUUUUGAAACUUGUUCUUUUAAAAAGAAACGAAACGAACUUGAGUUUUGUCACUUAAUUGCCCCUCCCCCCCUUUUUUAAAAAUAAACUACGAGUGAAAUGUCAGAGAAAGAUCUGAUUGCUAACGUAGAGCUCUUGAGCGAGGAACGUGCUGUUUGCUAAAAUAAAAAUUAAGACUCUG